Tuber aestivum (summer truffle) is the source of this 819-nucleotide messenger RNA. NCBI's taxonomy places the organism in Eukaryota, Fungi, Ascomycota, Pezizomycetes, Pezizales, Tuberaceae. The record is from the annotation of a GenBank genome assembly.
AUGAUAUCACACACAAGCAACAGGGACAACAACAACCACCCCCCCACCAGUACCAGACCCCCCCCCCCCGAAAGGGAAAAAAAAAAAAAACUGUCCACCCAUCCAAGGCCCCCGACAACCCCAUUCCUAGCCUCGGACCACCAAGAUUCCAAAAAGCACCUCCUCCUCGCGACGACGGGCUCGGUAGCGACCAUCAAACUCCCGCAGCUGCUUAAGGCCCUCUCGCAGACCUUCUCCCCGGAGUCCCUGACGAUCCACCUCCUCCUGACGCGCUCCAGCGAGAACUUCCUCACGCCCGCGGACCUGGACGAAGCGAGCGCGAACCCGCUGGUCUCGCGCGUGUGGCGCGACGCGGACGAGUGGGCCUUCCCGUCCGGGGGCGUGUACACGCGCGAGUGUCCGGUCCUGCACAUCGAGUUGCGCAAGUGGGCUCACGUGCUCGUCGUCGCCCCGCUCAGUGCCAACACGCUCAGUUCCGUCAUUGUCGGGAGGUGCGAUGGGUUGCUGCUGAGUGUCUUGCGCGCUUGGGAUUGGGGUCGGGGUGGGGUUGUUGUCGCGCCGGCUAUGAAUACGCUCAUGUGGACGCAUCCCGUUACGCGGGGCCAGGUGGAUACGUUGAGGGAGUGGGGGGUGGAGGUUUUGAUGCCGGUGAGUAAGGUGUUGGCAUGUGGGGAUGAGGGGGUUGGAGGGAUGGUUGGGGUUGAGGUGAUUGUCGAGGCGGCUGGGAGGAGGUUGGGCAUUUCGUCCGUGGAGGAGGAGGAGGAGGAGGAGGAGGAGGAAGAGAAGGUGGUUGAGGUGGUUGGACGAGUUGAAGGAUAG